AGUGAAGCGUGCUUAAAAGUCCCAGGAGACCCUAGGAAGUAGCAGAGAAACUAGAAUGUCCGAGCCUUAAGAUCCCGCUUCCGCCUGCCCUGCACUGAAUGAAGUGAACAGGGAACCCGCACCGCCUCCUAAAACCACGUGACACAGUCGUCCGCUCACUGCCGUCUAGUUAGUGAGUGCGCAUCUAGGUAUGGUAGCGGCCCGGCAGACGCACAAUGCUGAUCCGCUUUCACAAUUCAAGCCGUGACGUGGUGAAUGAGCAGCAAUAGUAAGGUUUGGCGGCCACUGUACGCAUGCGCAUCUCACAACAGUCGCCGCCAUUACAGGAAAGGGCAAAACUGCCCUCGGUGACAUCACCACUCCCUCGCAGUUGUAACAAGAUGGCAGCUCCCUCAGUUGGAAGUAGCUCUUCUAAACAAGUUUUGCGGAUAUUGGCGCUGCACGGUUACCGUCAGAACGAGCAGAGUUUCUGGGAGAGGACGGGGUCUCUGAGGAAGAACCUGAAAAACCGUGCAGAGAUUGUGAUGAUCAGUGCCCCCCUAGUCAUCCCAUGCUCGGAUUCUGAUGGUGAGAAUGAUCCACGAGAGGACCCCAGAGGCUGGUGGUUCUCAGACCCUGAGAAAGCUCAUUUUAAUGCCACAGAUGAAACCAAGUCAUGCUCGGGUUUAGAGCAAUCCAUGAAUGCUCUGGCCAAGGCUUUUUCAGAACUAGGGCCUUUCAAUGGCGUUUUGGGUUUCAGCCAAGGAGCUGCCUUGUUGGCUAUGCUAUGUUCAUUAAAACAGCGAGGAGAUCCCCGCUUUCAGUUCGACUUUGCUAUACUGGUUGCCGGAUUCAAGAGCUGCGCAUUUGACCACACAGACUUUUACAAGGAGCCAAUCACCAUUCCUUCACUCCAUGUCUAUGGUGACACCGAUCGUGUUAUCCCAGGGGAAAUGAGCCAAGAGCUGUCCUCCCACUUUGUGAACCCGGUUAUACUUACACAUCCAGGAGGACAUUACAUACCAGUGUGCGCUGCACAGAAGAAAGUAUACUUCCCAUUUUUGGAUUCUUUCCGUAAAUAAGUAGAUAUGUGUGUGUGGGGGUGUUUAACAUUUAACCUCAUCCACCUGACACUGCAGGAAAUAAGGAGGCCGUCUUUGCGGUUGAAAUGCAGUUUGUCUUCAAAGCAGUGAUUUUCGCUUUAGGGAAACAUUUCACAGAGUAAAAAUAAACAGCCCUGUGUUUUAGCACAGUCCUGUAAAUAGCACAGGACUGUGAGGUUAUUAACCAGUUUAGUGCUGCAUGGGGUUGAUGCCAUACACUAGCUUUCUAAGCACUUAAUUGGCCCCUCGGAUGUCAUUGUGUACUCCAGGCAACCGCAACCCCUUCAUUUGUUUGUUAGGUCUUUCCCACAUUCCUCCGUAUUGCCCUAGGAGCCUCAGUUUCACAUACAGGGAUGGCCAUACUUUAGAUAUUAUCACAUCCGUCACAGGCAGUGCUUCACAAGUAAAUGUAGUGCUCUCUUAUGUCCCCUCCCGACUCUCCCUUUAAAAAGCUUAUUUAAAGGUUCAUUUCCCCUUGGCAAUUAAAAAACUGAACGUUAAAUGUCAGUUGUGUACAAAGCACUGAUGCGAAAAUGGAAGCUAAUUUGUGAUGGACUGCUGCUUUAACCCAUUCAGCACUGAAGGUUCACAAAGCAAAAGUUAUAGGUGAACAUGAUUUUUGACAGUGGUCUGUGGGAUCUUAUUGACUCUUUCAGAGCGGCUUAAGCAUCUAGGAUCUAUUCAGAGGAGGCUGCAGUGAUGCACAGACAUGGUAAUAGAGCAGGAGGCGACUGCUAUAAGUAGACGCCACCUGCAUACAUAUGUGAUCCAGUGCUGUGUCCUCAGCAUAGGUUCACUGGAAACACCAAUGAGGUUACACGGCCUGCCGCAGCUCAGAACAAGAAACCAGGAAAUCUCUAUCGGAAGACCCCAGCCUUGGCACUCCCACAAAACAGGGACGACACCCCUUCGUUUCAUGAAGCGCCUGCCAUUGCCGCCCCCUUGCCGCAUCUUGUGCUUAGAGCUAGAACACUGGUUUAAAUAUUACCAAGGCAUCUGUCUCAGGCAGCAAAUACUAUGGUAAAUAAAAGGACCACUGUGCCCGA
Messenger RNA from Pseudophryne corroboree (corroboree frog), 2128 nucleotides. RefSeq names its product OVCA2 serine hydrolase domain containing (gene OVCA2). Gene Ontology annotation, biological process: response to retinoic acid. Bases 294 to 1061 code for a protein of 255 amino acids. Gene Ontology annotation, molecular function: hydrolase activity. Gene Ontology annotation, cellular component: nucleus; cytoplasm. NCBI's taxonomy places the organism in Eukaryota, Metazoa, Chordata, Amphibia, Anura, Myobatrachidae. The record is from RefSeq and is a predicted model, not a curated record. The transcript has 3 exons.